This is a messenger RNA of Darwinula stevensoni, 2550 nucleotides long. NCBI's taxonomy places the organism in Eukaryota, Metazoa, Arthropoda, Ostracoda, Podocopida, Darwinulidae. The record is from the annotation of a GenBank genome assembly.
CUCUCACAUCCUGUAUCGUUGUUUUCUUCAGACCCCUUGGAAGAGGUUAGCUGAACUUGGGAUGGUCCUCGCAGCCGCUGCACUUGCAGCUUUUUCGCUUCUACUUGACUGCAGUGUGCAACCCCGCAUUGAGCGUACCCGUAGGGAGCGGGCAAUUUUCCAUACGUGAGUCAUGAAUCUCCCGAAGUAUAUCAGCGACGCAACAGGGAGGUGUGUGCUGAAGAAUGAACUAUUUGAUGAAGAGGAAAUUUGCCAGAUGGCAGAAAAGAUCAAGGAAACCAAUCGACAGAAGAUGGCACAACUUCAGCAGCAGGCAACUACACGGCCAUCUCUUCCUGCUCGACCUCUUGCUCAACAAACUGGUCAGACAACAAUGCUGGAUUAUUUCAUGAAUGGGACCAAAGGUCUUCAACAACAGCCACAAGUGACACUACAGCAACAACAGAGCAGUCUGAAGCCUCUAGAACCAGACCCAAAUAGUCUGGACUACCGCUCAAAGAAGGGAGAAUUUGGGUGGCAUGUUUUUGGCACAAAUGAUUAUAUUCCAUAUGUGUAUCGCAAUACCUCGGAAAAGUUCUGUGCAGUUCGGAUGGCUGAACUGAAGCUCCUAAAUAAGUUCCUGCCACACCUGCCUCAGGAUAUCAUCAGCUGCACUUGUAUUCGAAGUUAUUUCAUCUCUGAGGCUGAAAUGAAGCUUCUGAAUGAGAUCAAUGAGAGAUACAGUGGCUACUCAUAUGGAAGAGAUCCCUUCACUGGAGAGGACCUCGUGGUGCGACUUUCUGAUGCUGGACAGUUUUAUGAGUUUCUUGAGCUGUGUUAUAGAAAGCUUGUUUUGAAGCAGAGCACUGCUCGUGAUAGAUGUGGAUUCAUUCGCAUUGGUGGAGAAACUGGACCUGUUGUCCCCUAUACUUCCAAGGACAAUGUGAAACUCAUCCCUCUAUUUUUCUUUGAAGGUGAAAUUCAGAACUUGAAAAGGAAUAGUGUACGGGUUGAUGGUUGGGAAUUGGCUUAUCUAAAGUUCUGCUGCAAGGUUCAAGGGAUUCGCAAUGAAUUGUUCUCAUCUGAAGUCUGUGAAGUUGUCAGUGUAGAGAAUAUCCGUGCACAGUUUCCAGCUGGGACCCCAUUUGAAGAAUGUUGGCCAACAACAGCAAAAACAGCAAGUGUCUCAACUGGUCCUAUUAGCACCACCUCAGCCCCUCAGAAUCCCAUGAAUCCUCACACCCAGGCUCAGCCACUCAAUAGUUUUACCCGGUGGCCAAAUUCAUUAGUACCAUCUCAGCUUACCAAUGGUGCUACAGUUUCAAAUACUGCUGUAGCAGUGGCAGCCACCAGAACAAACCCUCCUAACUCGGUCAUUUCUAGUAGCAUUGGGAAUUUGCUUUGCAAUGGAGAUUGGAGGACAGCUGCAUCUGCAAUGGGAGGGAAUCAAGUGCUGACUGCUUUGAAUCGAACCACUUCAAGUCAUCUGGUGGCAUUGCCUGGUGCUGUGGGUCUAUUAGCAGGAUCUCCAGCUGGCACUACAGCCAUCAUUGGGACUGGGAAUAAUGCUUGUAAUCAAGCACAACCUUUACCACAAGCUCCUGCCUUGAUUCCAAGCUCAGUUGGGGGUUCAACUCAAGGUGCCACUACAACUGUCACUGCAGCUGUAAGGGCUGCUCCACCACCAUAUGGACAGGUGAAAAGCAUUUUACGGAAUACCAAUCCAGUGACAUCUCCAGGGGUAUUAUCUCUUAAUUUUCCUGGUACUACGGUGGCAGGGAAGCCAUUGCCUCAACUUGUGCAAAUGAAUGGAUUGAAAAGAACCACCUCAACCAAUGGACCAGCACCAACCGUGAUUCCUGCGUUGGCUGCUGUCCCUGUUCGGACACAGUCCAAUCAGCCAAAACGUGUAGUGGAAGAAGUGAUUGACCUUUCCAGUCCUCCUUCUAGUCCUCAUCCAAUUUCCCCGUUAGCCAUUCCGAACUCAGGCACUCAAUGCCAGCUGGGUCCAAGAGUGGAAGUGCUUCCUGAAAUCUCAGCAGCUGAAGAGGCCAAACACCCCUACCAGAUCUCACAGGCCCUAAUCCAUAACAAAUUAAUCAAGUGUGUUGUGAACCUCCAGCCAUCUAUCUUCAAUGAUCAGGUUUUAAUGAUGGUGGAUGACCUAGUCAAGGAAUUCUUCCCUCAUUCCUCCAGGGACUCUGUCCUACGUGCUCUGGAAGCAAUGAAUGUCACCAUCUACAAGUGCAACAGUGCACAAAUGAAAUUGCUGCAGCAGAAAGUGGACUUGCGACUGAAACCAGGAGAUAUUAUUCCCAUGGUAAAGGUAAAAGCAGUGAAUGAGUUCAUGCCUCAGUUGGAAUAUAUCUGCUCAUCUUCAGGCACCACUGUCCCUGCUAAAAGGAUGAGAACUGAAUGAGGUCUCAUCCUGAUCUUUGUUGUGAUUCAUAAGCAGAGUGCUUAUUCUGUGUAAUAAAGUUGAUUGCUAUUAGGAUGCACAAUCUGCACUUUGGAAGAAGCAUUUCAAAGUAUGAGGACAUUAUAUUUUGUAAUAAAUGUGUUACACAUUGU